AUGGUAUCACUAGUCAUGCUUGCGGUGCUCGUGCUGCUGCCGACAACAAUUGCCAUGGUGACUACGGCUAGAAGAAACUGUCCCAACACUUGUGGUUCUGAAGUGAUACCUUACCCGUUCGGGCUAGAUCCUUCGUGCUCCUUGCCUGGUUUCAAUCUCACCUGUGCUGUAGACAAGAACACCAACGAGAGUUCUCUCAUGCUGGGGAUGGGCAACUCAAUCCUAAAGUUGUCUCGGGUUUAUGUGGAUGCCAACUUCAACCUCUACGUGAACACCAUUCUCUCGUACUCGACGAAAAUGAUUCCCGGCGUCCGCGACUACUCCAUCCACUGGGAAGCUCCAGCUAGGCCCUUUGCCAUAUCUGGCUCGUCAAACAUGUCCUUGUUCGUUGUCGGCUGCGAUGUCACGGCCUCGCUGUACAUUGGAAACUCGGCCGUUCAGCUACCUGUGUGGACAUGCGAUGGCAUGGUUGGCAUCGGAUGCUGUUCCAUCGGCAUACAGGUGAACCUAAGGGCGUUCACUCUCAACAUCUCAUGCAUCAGUGAUUCUCCACGCCCCAAACAAGUGCAAGCUUUCAUCGCCUACAAUUGGAACCCAACAUUCAGGCCGAUUGAUGCCUACUCUGGGUUAUUAGAGCGAUACGUUGCUCAACUGGAUUGGUCUAUUCCAUACCAACCAAACUGUAAGCAUGCCAUAGAGGACAAGGACAACUAUGCCUGCGUUAGUGACCACAACAAGUGUCAGGACUCGCCGAUCGGUGGAUACCUCUGCUACUGCCAGUCAGGCAGGGGGAAUGCUUACAUUGAUGGCGGCUGCCAUAAUCCUCCAGCCGCUCCAGUAUAUGACUCCCUUCAGCCAAGAACGAAUUGUCCUACAUCGUGCGGGAAUAUGAGCAUCCCGUUCCCCUUCGGUAUAGAGCUUGGCUGCUUUGCAAAGCCCCAUCUCUACCUCGCAUGUACACCAGGGACGACCAUUCUUCUGGUCCUUAAAAUGACUGCUCGAAAGCUCGUCACAGACAUAUCUAUUGACGAUGGUAUCUUGCAAGUUCACGAGGUAUCAGGGCCAGGUGAUUUCAUGGCUGGUUCGAACACGGACUCCACGCUCUACGUAUCAUCUGGAAAAUCAGGCGUGAUACCAAUGAGUGCCAUCAGCCAGAUAAAUGAAAGGGUAUCUGCCAGAAUAGUUUCUGAAGCUAUACAUAUUCAGAACGAGUAUGGCGAGAAGCAGAACCUGUCCAACUACUUCUUGUGGGCUAUGAGGGAGAGGCCCCUCGAGGAGACAGUGGACGCUCAGAUCCUCGAUGAAGCGAAUGGGGAACGGGUUCUGUGCAUGGCUCGGUUGGCGGAGGAGUGCCUAUGUCUGACACGAGCGCAGAGGCCUACCAUGAAGGACGUGGAGAUGAGGCUGCAGCUCCUGGCGGGGCGCCGUGUUGCACCGAGGGUGGAGCGAGGCGACGUUGCACAGCCUCACUCUGAAGCUGCAGGAAACAAUGGGCAUGGUGGCAUUGCUCCGGUGAUUGGUCAGAACGGCUCACGUCAGUUCAGCCAAGAGCAGGAGUUUGCAUUGUCUCUGCGUGUACCGCGGUAGUUUGUAGGCAUGAAG
Molecule: messenger RNA, 1602 nt
Organism: Triticum dicoccoides
Lineage: Eukaryota; Viridiplantae; Streptophyta; Magnoliopsida; Poales; Poaceae
Product: wall-associated receptor kinase 5-like
Exons: 5
Coding region: 1-1587 (528 amino acids)
Molecular function (GO): polysaccharide binding
Source: RefSeq, a predicted model, not a curated record